This is a messenger RNA of Tigriopus californicus, 1333 nucleotides long. Its product is annotated as dipeptidase 1-like. The record is from RefSeq and is a predicted model, not a curated record. NCBI's taxonomy places the organism in Eukaryota, Metazoa, Arthropoda, Copepoda, Harpacticoida, Harpacticidae. Gene Ontology annotation, molecular function: metallodipeptidase activity. Gene Ontology annotation, biological process: proteolysis. The transcript is spliced from 6 exons. The coding region runs from base 47 to 1276 and encodes 409 amino acids.
UUCAAACGUUAGCCUCAAGCACUCCUUGAGAUCUUGCCCAACGAAGAUGUUGAAGUUCUUAGGAUUGGUAUCUGUUACUUUGGUUCUCGGCGACCAUGUUUGGGCCAAAAGAGAGUUUGCUAUGCCCUCGGAGGCCAACAUUGCCAAGGCAAAGGCCAUUUUGGAUAAGACCCCCAUAAUUGACGGUCACAAUGACUUCAUCAUGGGAACCCGGAGUUUGAUUCAGAAUGACUUCACCAAUUUCGAUUUCAACUCGGACUUGACUCAAGUGGAACCUUGGGCCUCCUAUGUGUACAACCACGUGGACUUGCCCAGAAUCCGGGACGGUCGUCUUGGUGGUCAAUUCUGGUCUUCGUACGUGUCAUGUCGCUCGGCUCACAAGGACGCCGUUCAAUUGUUCAUGGAACAAAAUGAUGCCAUUAAGCGCUUGGUGGCUUUGAAUUCUGACCAUAUGGAAUUUGUCACCACUGCGGCAGGCGUUGAAGCUGCCAUGGCCAAUGGCAAAGUGGCUAGUAUGAUUGGCGUUGAAUCUGGUCAUGCUAUCAACAGUAACCUGGGCAUUCUGAGGAUGCUUUAUGAGGUUGGCACCCGAUACAUGACCCUCACGCACACUUGCAAUACCCCAUGGGCUGACGCUGCUCAAGCCGAAUCCGGCUCGCAACCCGUUCGAAGUGAUGGUUUGUCUCCCUUUGGCGUUGAGGUCAUCUUGGAAAUGAAUCGAUUGGGUAUGUUCGUGGAUGUCAGUCAUGUCUCGAGCGCUGUUAUGUCCGAUGCGUUGGACGUGAGUCGAGCUCCGAUCAUAUUCUCUCAUUCCUCGGCUCGGGCCGUUAACAACGUGGUUAGAAAUGUGCCAGAUUCCAUCCUCGAAAGAAUGCCUGAUAAUGGUGGUGUGGUCAUGGUCAACUUUUACUCCUGUUUCAUCAAGGACGAUUGUGAUGCCACUUUGGAUGAUGUUGUGGAUCAUGUAAAUCAUGUCCGCAACGUUGCUGGUGUGGACCAUGUUGGAAUUGGAUCCGAUUUUUGCGGGAUUGAUGAGGUACCACUUGGGUUAGAAGACGUGUCUAAGUACCCCAUUUUAUUUGCUGCCUUAUUGGAGAGUGACGUCGAAUGGACUGACGAGGAUCUGGGUAAAUUGGCCAAUGGAAAUCUUCUGAGAGCCAUGAAAGAAAUGGAAACUGUUCGAGACUCUUUGUCUGGUGAGGCUCCUCAUCAAGGAUGGAUCUCAUCCGAGGAUUUCGAGCCUGAUGAGACCUCAUGCAUGUCUGAGAUGAAUUGAAAUAAACACGCAUGAACAUUGCGCUGUAUAAUCUUGCAAUGUUUAUUGAGAAACAUC